CUCCAUCCGUGCACGCACACGCACACAACGUACAGCCAGCAAAGGAUUGUGGAUUUCGAUUCCUCUUAUUGCCGUUUAACACCAAAUACUAUCAACAAUUUGACAUGAUCAAAUCACGGUUGAUUGAAAACGCCAAAUCUAGUGUACGACUUUAGAUAAUGCCGUGAUAUGCUAUGUGCCGCCACAAUUACAAUUUUGGACGGCGCAAAUGAGGAAGUGCACAUUUGGGGGUUCUUCAUUCUCGCGUAGCUUCAUGCGAGUGUCCAAAUGUUGGCAACGUCGUGCACGCGGUGGUUCCGCAGGUAUGAUCGCUCGAUAGCCGGGAGCAAACUCCACCCAAAACACGCACACGCGCACACAACCUGUGGCCGAGUGCGGCGCUAAAAUACGUGCUGCUCGCACAGAGUCGCGUGGAGAAAAGUUGUGUGGGUCAAAGUCCGGCAGCUCGGGAGCAAGCGGGACGUGCGCCGAAGACAUGCUUCAAACAUGGCCGUAGUUGCAGCGAGCGUGCAGGAAAGUGGAUUUGUGGAGGUUUUGGUGCGGGCUCGCUGGCACAAAGUUUGGGUGCACUUAAACGAGGAGGCGCUCACGUUGAGCUGCGAGGACGACGCCGUCAACUCCAACGGAGUCGUCACCAAUGGAUCCUACCUCGACAACAACAACUCGAACAACGGUCCGAGGCUGCCGGACCAGCUCAAACCCGUGCCGGAGACCAUCGCCAACAAGAAGCGGUGCGUUAAGGUGACCAAGCAGGACGUCGGCGGACUGGGGAUCAGCAUUAAAGGCGGCAGGGAGAAUAAGAUGCCCAUCCUGAUCAGCAAGAUCUUCAAGGGGUUGGCUGCGGACGAGACGCAGGCUCUGUACGUUGGGGACGCCAUCCUGUCCGUGAACGGGGUUAACCUGAGGGACGCGAGCCACGACGAGGCGGUGCAGGCGCUCAAACGGGCAGGCAAGGAUGUGACCCUGGAAGUCAAGUACAUGCGAGAGGCUACCCCGUACGUCAAAAAGGGCUCACCUGUGUCAGAGAUCGGAUGGGAAACCCCCCCGCCUGAGUCGCCGCGUUUCGGCGGCACUCCUGUCAUCACCUCCUCUUCCUCCACGGAGACUCGAAGCCCUCCUCCUCGAAGCCCUCCUCCUCUUCAGCCCUCCCUGUCCCUGCAGGGCAACAGAAGAUGCAUUCCACUUAAAAUGUGUUACGUAACCCGAGCCAUGACCACAGCCGAUCCAGACAACAGACAAGUGGAGUUGCACUCCCCCGAUGCCAGGCACACCGUGGUACUGCGGUGUCCAGACCAAUCAUCAGCCCUCACUUGGUUCUCUGCGAUGCAUACCGUCACAUCCACACUGACACAGCAAGCACUAGCUGAGGUGAUUCAUCACACAACCAGGUCAGGGGUUGCUGGCAGCAAGGAGAUUCGACACCUGGGAUGGCUGGCAGGCAAGCAAAGCGAAAGCGAGAAGCAGUGCUGGAAGCCUUUGCUGGUGGUGGUGACGGAGAAAGACCUUCUGCUCUAUGACAGCCUGCCUCGGAGCAAGGAGGCCUGGCACAGUCCCGCACACACAUAUCCUCUUCUUGCAACACGUCUGGUGCACUCUGGGCCUGACAUGAGUUCUCCUUACUCGGGCACAGAGCUCUUUUUCGCCACUCGAACCGGCACUCGCCUUGGAAUCGAGACUCAUCUUUUCCGGGCUGAAACAAGCAAGGAUUUAUCCCUGUGGACUCGACAAAUAGUCAAUGGCUGCCACGCAUCCGCCGAGAUGAUCAAAGAAGUCAGUACUAGUUGUCUUUACCUGGGUCAGGAGUGCCGACUGGUGAUCCACUACGAGCAGGGCUUCUCCGUGUUGGCUGAACCCAAACCCCGUGACAGUGAGAAUGGAGACGAGGGCCGACCCCUUACGCCAACCAAAAAACGAGUGCUCCUAUCCUACCCUUACGAAAAGCUGAGGAUGUCAUCGGACGAUGGCGUUCGGAUGCUAUUCCUGGACUUUGGAGGAAAAGAGGGGGAGAUUCAACUGGAUCUCCACUCAUGUCCCAAGCCAAUCGUCUUUAUCGUCCACUCCUUCCUCUCCGCUAAGAUGUCCAGGCUGGGCUUAGUGGCCUGAUCGUGACCCCCGAAUGGAUUUCUGUUAUUGUGUGUCCACAUCUCUGCAACCCACAUGCAGAAUACGACAUUGAGUCCAAGAUGGAGCCUCUCUUUGGUCAAAGUAACAAUGAAAAAACACUUUGAGGGUUCCUGGUCAUUUGUUGAAGAGCUGUGAAGACUGAAAAGUGGCGUCAGAGAGCAAAACCUCGAGAGGAGUCGAAGCAGAAUGAUGGAUGUGACAAAUGUGAAGAACGAUAGGGCAUUACUGACAUAUUCACGACUUUUGUUUUGGUUAAUAUUGUCGUAAAUUGACUUCAUUUACUAGUUUUAUUUAAUUUAUUGAUGAUCUCUGUGCAAACUUUCAGAAUUUCACUCUGUUUUCUGUUUAUCGUUUUAGCAAUGUUAGCAUUUCUCAUCAACCAUAUAAUGCACACAAAAUGUUAUUCGGCUUUUGGGUGAAACUUAAAGAUAAACUGAAAAUGCGCUUUAACUUUUACAGGUGAAGUUCAUUGGAGCUUCAGUAGACUUGAAUGCACUUGUGCAGCUAUUCAGUAGACUUUUGCACAACUUGCUGCUCUCUAUUUCGAAGGAGCUAAAUGGCACACUUCCCAAACGCAGCACUGUUGCAACAUGCCGAUGGCGCCCUGUGACACUUAAAGCUCAGUGUUGAUCAGUUGCGAGGUGUCAUGAUGUACAAAUGUCAGCAACAUCUUUAAAUAGCAAAUUCUCUCCGGCGCAAAUAAUUUAUUUGUGCAUCCAUGGAUCAAAAACUUCUUGCCUGUCCAACUCGUUGUUCGGGAACAGUAAGUUGUGCAAAGAGCACUGAAAAAUUGGACAGUUAAGCGUUUGCAUUCAAAAUUUUACUCAAGGUCAAAUUGAGUCAACUUAAAUUUUUUAUAAAUAGUACACUGGCGAUUCAUCCUGGAAUUUUCAUCCAAAAGCCAAAUAUACUUAACAUUUUGUGAGAAAUGUUACGUGUAUUUCGCUACGAUGAAGUCUUAUCUUCCCAGAACAGAAAACUCAGUUAAGUGUAAUUACGUGACGGUAUUGCUUUAAAAUGUUGUCAUUCAAAAGCCAGCUGUGCUUUAUAUUACAGUGUUGUGACUCAAAUUAUAUUUUUGGAGCUCCAGUGUCUCACCGAUUAAUGUAGCUAUACCACUGGCACAAAUCCGGCUGUCUGUUCCUUACAACUACCGGUAAUCAUGCAUGCAUAUACACUGUUCAUCUUGAAAUGAGGGCGUGAUUGUUUUUUGCCAGCAAAGUACAAGCACAAAUAUUGAUGUGAUUGUAUUUGAGGCCCCAUGAAAAAAGCAACGACAUGAAAGCUAAGGACUAUGUAGGGUAUGACCACUUUACUGUCAUCGCUCUACUGGUCAAAGAUUUCAACUGUUCUUAAAAGGAUUUUUUUCUGCCUGGAGCAAUAAAAACAAUCCCAUUAAUUACAUCCUGUAGAUCUAUUUUAUUCUGAUCCAAAGGUCAUCAUGGUCGUUUUGUCUUUGUCGGCCUUCUCACGAUUUCUUGUAGUGACAGCAGGUAGCUAACAUUCCAUUUAAUUAUGUAUUGUAUGGUGGCCUGGAUCUUAUUCUUUUUUAUUUGUAACACACUGUACUGUACAUGUAACUGAGGGUGUUAAUGUGACAAAAUUCACCUUCUUACACCACAUUAUCUUAGAGCGGAAGCUCCAAAGUCAAACAUACAAUUCGAAGUAAAAUCUCCUCGCUGGCCCCUCCCAAAAAUGAAGAUUCAGUACUUUGCAAACACCUUCCUAUUCCCUCUCCAUUAUGUUACAGAGAAAUGACUUUGUUUUGUUUUUAGUGUUUUUAUACAGUUGAAAAUAUCUGCCUGUAGAACAGUGGUACCUUUACUUACGAACAUCUGUCUCUUCAUAUGAAAUUUUCAAGUUACGAAACAUCUCAACAGAAAAGUAUUGCCUCUUGUUACGAAAGAAAUGUCAAGAUACGAAAGAUUAAUAUACAGUAUGGCCUGCAACUCACAGCUCCGAGUUUUCUGAACGCAACAUAUUCAUAGCUGCUCUGUCAUUGGCUAUGACCGAGCAUCAUCCUGGUAUCCCAUUGGCUAUGCAGCGUCCUCAUCAUUCGCCCCUCGGACCAUGAGGCGUUCCGAUAGUUUUACGGAAAUGAAUCACCCAGAAAAAGUGUUCACCAAUCGGGCGAUCGCUCACUAUGCUGAUAUUUGCCUAGGACAUUAUCGAAGGAUUGUUAAAAGCAGACAAAAGCAAACAUCCUUGGAUCAGUUCUUUACAAUACUCCAGCCAAAAACCACUUCUUAGAGAGAAGAUGAACUAGAGAGGGCAAAAAACAAUGAGGAUGCAGUUAAAAGUUCAAUGACCAUAAUUUUUAUUCUUUAUUUUUUACAUGAUGCACAGCUGUCAUUUAUUGUGCGUUAAUCUAAUUGUAUCAUGUAUUUGAUGCACUUUUAUGUUUUCUGAAACAUUUAUGUCUGAAUUUGGGUGGGCUUGGAACGGAUUAGGGCAUUUGCAUGGAAAUCCCAUCUCUAAUUACAAGAUUUUAUCGUUAAGAAAUUUCUUCCAGAACCAAUUCAUUUCGUAAGUAGAGGUACCACUGUAUUAUCAUGGUCACAGUUUGAAACUGAGCUAUAGUCAUUCAAUGACAGUGGCUGGUUUUACACGGCAUGAUUCACUGGAUACAAUUCCCAUUCAUGUUUUUGUCUUCGGAAAAUGAACGUGUUACUUGUCAUGUGCAUGGAAAUAGUAAAUUAUGUUGGGGAAUUUUGAAAUUGAAACAAAAAGAGUCACUUCGCAAGGCUUUGUUGGACUUUGGAGGUACAACUAUAUAUAUAAAAAAACUAACUUGAAAAAAAAAUCUAUGUAUUUGUGGGGGGUCAUGGUCUUGUUGAACUGCCUUCAUUUCACGCUGGCCACCCAGACAAGAUCAAAAUGAUGAUCUUUGCGCAAACCUCAAUUACAUUCUGCUAUUCAUACAACUACUGCCAGCAGGGGGGUGGGCGGGGGCGAACAUCUUUAAUUCACCAAAAUAAUACUAAUCAAAGACGGGAUACUAUAAUUAAGUAUAGUUUGUAGGACUUUCACAGUGAGGCAAUCAAGCAUUAACGCAAACACUGCAACCACGUCAUUCUUGUGCCUUGGAAACGGAUCGUUUUGGGAGGAAUACCUCAUAGGAUGAAAGCGGAGUAACAUUGUGUCUCUAAUUUGUCACAUUGGCAGCAAUCAUUUGAUGUUUUGAGUUUUCACAGCUUUGUUCUCUUUUGUUAUGCACUGUAAUGAUGAUUUGACAACAUGUUUUGCGUCUUGCUCACUUGAUCGUUACACAUCAUAAAGGCACUGCAACAAUUGUAUAACAGCAACGAAUGCCACAAUCACAAAGUGGGCAGUGAGAGGUUUUAAGCUGCUUUGGAAUAAUGCCUUCAUCUGUCAUGCUGAAUAACAAAUCGAUGUUUUUAAGUCAAUGGAUGCACAUAAAUGACAUAUUUAAAAUGGA
This is a messenger RNA of Hippocampus zosterae (dwarf seahorse), 5563 nucleotides long. RefSeq names its product syntrophin, basic 1 (gene sntb1). The record is from RefSeq and is a predicted model, not a curated record. Bases 487 to 2103 code for a protein of 538 amino acids. Gene Ontology annotation, cellular component: dystrophin-associated glycoprotein complex; synapse; intracellular anatomical structure. Gene Ontology annotation, molecular function: protein binding; structural molecule activity. Lineage: Eukaryota; Metazoa; Chordata; Actinopteri; Syngnathiformes; Syngnathidae. The transcript is spliced from 8 exons.